Messenger RNA from Xyrauchen texanus (razorback sucker), 2129 nucleotides. RefSeq names its product protein FAM43B-like. The coding region runs from base 114 to 1061 and encodes 315 amino acids. The transcript has a single exon. Lineage: Eukaryota; Metazoa; Chordata; Actinopteri; Cypriniformes; Catostomidae. The record is from RefSeq and is a predicted model, not a curated record.
AGCAGUUUCUUUUCCUUUGCUGUGCUUGUUUCUUUAAGAAACACACAUAAAUAAAUCCACUUUACUUUCACUUUAAUUUGGGAAGGGGGGCUGAAUUUUGUCCACUCUGGAUCAUGCUGCCCUGGAAAAGGAAUAAGUUUGUGUUCGUGGAGAAUGAGACCAAAAGCAAGCCUAAAAGUCUCGGAGCCGGACUGACCUACCAUUCACUACUAUCGACUUUGCUCCACUCCUGCCCUGACCUUGUUCCUGAUGGCCCGUUCCACUGGCUGGGAAGCGUCUUCCAUAGCAAGCGUCAAAAAGUGGAGCUUAAUAAAGAGGAGCCCACCUAUAACGUGCGUUACCUGGGCAGCGCAGUCACCAUCUUGGCCAAAGGGGAGGACUGCACACAGGAUGCAGUGGCCAAAAUAUGGACACGCAGUAACUUCGGUGAACAGUGCGCCAAGAUGAAGCUGACCGUCAGCCCUCACGGCAUUCGAAUGGGAGCAGACAAAGGGGGCAAAAAGAAGCUGGUGCACCUCUAUUCGUUCAACCGCAUUACAUACUGCACUGCUGACCCCUUCCGGCCCAAGAUAUUUGCGUGGAUUUACAGGCAUCAGGUGAAGAAUAAAGCUGUUGUACUACGCUGCCAUGCUGUCCUACUGGCAAAGGCAGAAAAGGCUAGAGCGUUGGCGCUUAGUCUUUACCAAUCCUCAAUGUCCGCAUUUACGGAGUUUAAACGGCUAAAACGCCAGAGUGACUUUCGUCAUUGCCAACAACAACUGUUGGGUGAGGAUAUUGUGCCUAUUAUGCCCCUACGAAGACUUCUGAAUGGCCAAUGCCACUAUCAGCCACAAGCCGAAAAGCCUGGAAGUGCCACUCGGCUUUCGUCCAUUGCUGAGGAAGAAGAUGAGGAAGGUGAGGAUGAAAGACUGGGGAAUCUAGAAACUACGACCACAACAACAAACAGCAGCACUCCCAGUCUCCAUCCAGAGAAGGAUCUGGGAAAGAUCUUAAACAGACUGGACGAGGUUUCGAUUACAAGUUGGGAUGAAGCACAGAUGACGAUCAGCACUUUGGUGUGACUUCAUAUGGAUACAGUUAAGUGUCUUAACCACUGAGCCUAUGUCCUUUCGUCCACCCUGUCCGGUACAUCCACCACGAUGCACUAUGAAACAGCCCCCUAGAGCUCACCCUACCUCUGUAACCAGAUAAGAACCAAGGGAAGGAACUGUUCCACAGACAAAGAUUUGCAUAAGGAGGUGUCUAGAGAGAGAGAGAGAGACAGUAUAAGCACAAUAAAGGAGAACGACAGGUACACCAAUCAUCUUGUAUUGGUUGAAAGCUUACACCGAAAAGCCUUUAUCUACUCCAACAUUGAGCAAAGCUUACACUGCACACCCAAAGAAGAUAAAAGCAUGCAUCUUUUACUCCAGAUAUUGUGUGGUUUUGUGAGAACAUGCAAAAUACAAGUGCUUUUGACUGAUGGACUGACAAUGAGAGUGAACAUUUGUAUAAAGUGUGAAAAUUUUGUAUGGCCAAUCAGUCUCUUGAUUAUGUAAUUUUGUAAUUUUACCCUUGGGACCUCUCUCAAUGGACUCAGCUUCAAAGGGAUGGGUGGGAUGGUGUUUAAGUAAUUUUAUUGGCUCUGGGAGAAGCACUAAUGAAUUAAACCAUAACUUAGGAAUCGAGCCAUUGACUUGACAUGUUUACUGCUACCAUUCGUCAGAGCUCUGCUAAUCUUUAAUGCAUAACAAGUGGAGGCAUCACCUGUGACGAUCGAGACAGGCCUUUAAAAAUAUUUUUAAACAGUAUCUAUUUUGCACUGUGAUUUUGUUUGGGACCAAUGACAGCAAAGUGUGAAUAAGAUCUUGUAUUUAUACGAAUUAGCAAUUGUAAUUUAUGCUAAUUCUGAAUAUGUAUUGGUGUAAUGUGGUUGUCAUAAAAACUCAUUUUUAUGCUGUUCACGUAAAGGUCAUAGCUUCCAUCUGUCAAUUCCGGCAUGGUGUUUUGUAUUUCCAGCACAUCAUAUUUCAUCAUCUGGAUAAACUGAUUGAAAAACAGUGAAACAUUGCAUUUUCUACUGCUUUCAUCAUAUUUUUUCACUGCACAAUAGGAUUGAUGUUACUGUUUUAAAAAUACAAAACGUUGUA